Molecule: messenger RNA, 1112 nt
Organism: Eriocheir sinensis (Chinese mitten crab)
Lineage: Eukaryota; Metazoa; Arthropoda; Malacostraca; Decapoda; Varunidae
Product: proline-rich protein 2-like
Exons: 2
Coding region: 155-1030 (291 amino acids)
Source: RefSeq, a predicted model, not a curated record
GUGAUGCGUUACGGGAUCAAGUUGAAGGAUUGAACGUAGGUGGCAACUGGUUGUAAGGCUGGGAAGCCCUAUCCCUGAGUGGCAGCGAGGGCUUAUAUAAAGCGGGCCGGAGCCGGGACACUUUCAUUACGGCCACAAGUAACGCUGUUGCAAGAUGUUAAAGGUGGCGCCUCUGCUGCUGCUGCUGCUGGCCGGUGUGGCCCUCGGUGACCGAGAUCUGAGUCAGUACACCCCCGGCCGCCCCAUCCCCGGCUUCAACUACCCUGGAGUUCAGCCUUAUGGGGGCCGACACAGGCAUCGGCAAGGCCGCUCCCCACAGGAAACUCCGCAGAAACAAACCCGACCAGCGGAGCUCCCACCGAAGCCCGAACUGACAAGACCUUUUGUACGUCCAACCCAGCAUCGGACAUCCCCGCCAGCUCCCGAGGACCACGUCCCCGCCCAGACGCUGCCCGCCGAGCUGCCCGAGGACCGGCCUCCCACAUCCGAACUGACAAAACCUGUUUUACGCCCCACCCAGCGCCCACAGAUAUCCCCACAAGCUCCGGAGGGCCAUGUCCCCGCCCAGACGUUGCCCGCAGAAGUACCGGAGUCCCGCACCGGCGAGCUGUCGCCCAAAUCUGAACUGACAAGACCUGUUGCACGUCCAGACCGGCCUCGGGUAUCCCCACAAGCUCCCGAGGGCCACGUCCCCGCCCAGACGCUGCCCGCCGAAGUGACAGGAGAGGAAAGCGGCAGUGAGGUGCCCUCCAAGGAGACAAGGCCUGUUCCUCGCCCUCCCCAGGGGCCUCACAUCUCUCCACCUGUCCCCGAGGGCCACGUCCCCGUCCAGACACUGCCCGCCAAGGUGCCCCCCAGGGAAACAAGGCCUAAUACUCGCCCUACCACGGGACCUCACAUCUCGCCACCGGCUCCUGAAGGCCACGUCCCCGUGCAGACCCUGCCUGCCACUUUGCCAGAAGCCAGGCGUGCUCCACUGCCACCCCACUACAAGCUGACGAAGCCUGUGCCCCGGCCAUGGAGAGGCUAGGAGCGAGAACGCGGCGUGAUGACUGAAAUGUGUAAACUCUGUUUAGAUGUUAUUAUAAAACAUUAAAAAUUAGUUUCAGGUU